Messenger RNA from Pelobates fuscus (common spadefoot toad), 2757 nucleotides. RefSeq names its product TOX high mobility group box family member 2 (gene TOX2). Gene Ontology annotation, biological process: regulation of transcription by RNA polymerase II. The record is from RefSeq and is a predicted model, not a curated record. The transcript is spliced from 9 exons. Lineage: Eukaryota; Metazoa; Chordata; Amphibia; Anura; Pelobatidae. Gene Ontology annotation, cellular component: nucleus. Gene Ontology annotation, molecular function: chromatin DNA binding. The coding region runs from base 542 to 2065 and encodes 507 amino acids.
GUGUAUAGUAGCUAAAGAAAGAGAUGGUAGAGAAAACUGUACAGAGAAUGAAGGAAGAGGGUGGUAAAUGAUAAAUAGCAGAGAUGGAAAAAGCAUGAGAGAGAGAGAAAGAGUAGAGACCACAGAACGGAUGUUUGAGAGAAGGGGAAUAAAUGAUGCCCAACCCCCCCCCACCCCCCUCUCUCCCUCCUCUCUCCUCUCCCCUCUCUCACUCUCUGCUCUCCCCCCUCUCUCAGUCUCUCUCUCUUCUCUCCCCCCUCUCUCACUCCCUCUCUCUCUCUCCGUCUUGUUGUUUCAAACAAUAGACACAGACUCCCUCCCUCUAUCACACACACACACACUCAGCAAGAGGCAGCACAGCUACACAGGAGCCCUGAGAAGAGAAUUUAAAAAAAAAAAAAACAUUACAAAAAAAAAUUCCAACAACAACAAAAAAAUUCAAACCAACAAAUAUAAAACAACAACAACAAAAAUCUAUAUAUCCAAAACCAACACCACCUUACACCUCAAGCCGUUUUAAUGCCCCACCGGCCGCCUUGUGAUGGACGUUAGGUUCUACCCUCCUGCCCCCAGCAGCGUGGGCACCUUAUCCGCAGACCCCACCUGCCUCAGCCCCCUGGACUUUUACCACUGCAACAAGUUUGAUGGGGAGAACAUGUACAUGAGUACAAAUGAAAGUAACCAGGACUAUCUUUCAUCAAAUCAGACAUAUAAUGGUCAAAACGAAAAUAAUGAAGACUAUGAGAUUCCUCCUAUCACUCCACCAAACUUGCCGGAUCCUUCCCUCCUGCACUUGGUGGACCAUGAGUCUGGAUAUCACUCACUGUGUCAUAGCCUCCCUCCAAAUAGCCUGAUACCAACUUACUCUUAUCAAAACAUGGAUCUACCUGCGAUCAUGGUGUCCAAUAUGUUGAGCCAAGAAGGACAUCUUCUUUCUUCUCAGCUCCCCACAAUACAGGAGUUGGUCCACUCAGAUGGGUCUUCCUACGACCACAACCAUCAAGUUUCACUGAUAAACCGCUCUGGAAUGCUCCCCAGCCACAUGAAUGCGCUCAGCCAAUCACAGCUGAUAUCACAAAUGGGCAUGAGGAAUGCAGUAAACCAUGGAUCCCCCUCUCCACCAGGCAGCAAAUCGGCCACACCAUCGCCAUCUAGCUCCACCCAGGAAGAGGAGCCCGAAUCUCAUUACAAGGUUGCUGGAGAGAAACGACCCUCAGCUGAUCUCGGUAAGAAGCCCAAGAAUCAGAAGAAAAAGAAGAAGAAAGACCCAAAUGAGCCACAAAAACCUGUGUCUGCGUAUGCCUUGUUCUUUAGGGACACACAAGCUGCAAUCAAGGGACAAAAUCCCAAUGCUACUUUUGGGGAUGUGUCCAAAAUUGUUGCAUCCAUGUGGGACAGCCUUGGUGAAGAACAGAAACAGGCCUAUAAGAGGAAGACAGAAGCAGCCAAGAAGGAGUAUCUAAAGGCACUUGCAGCGUACAGAGCAAGUCUGGUUUCCAAGAGCUACAAUGACCAGGGAGAAACCAAGAACGCCCAACCCAACCAGCCCUCCAAAAUGAUCCUCCCAAAGCAGUCUAUGUACAAUCUGCCUCCGCAGCCCUCCUCCCCAUACCCAGGCCUGGCCUCCUUUUUGUCCCCUGCAGACCUGCAGAGCUACCGUGGGCACCCACACCCCAGUUUAUCCAGGAGCCUCAAUGCCAAAUCCAUGUUACCCAGCAUUAGUGCCUCUCCUCCACCCCCAUUCCAGAUCAGCCCCCCACUCCACCAGCACCUGCGUCACCCUUCCAACUCCCUCCUCAACCAGUCCCUCAAUAUGCAGCAAGUAUCACAGUCCCCCAUCCUUCCACCCUCCAUGGCAAUGCAGUCCCCCAUGAGUUCAUCUCCCACAGGUCAACAGGACUUCUCACAUCUCCCUUCGGAAUUCCAAAAUAGUGUUGGUCCGCGAUCCCCAGCCACCUCUAAUCCCCCAGGAAAUACGGAGUGGGACAAUGAAUUUCCCAACAGAGAAUGCGGGAUCAGCCACUGCAAUUCUCUGCCAGGAGAUAAGUCUCUCUACCUCACCUAGAGCCACAAGCGCAACUAUAAAUGAAGGCUAAAAGAAUGAACAUUUUGGAAAGUCUACAGCACUGGACAUCUAGGGAUAGACCAAGGAAAUCACGGUCACCAAGACGCACAGACUAAAGUGGUUGGUUCUCCUCAGUCUCAGAGAACCGGUUUUGUUUGGGAAAGCGUUCUUGGUGAAAUUAGAAGCCAAACCCCCUUAAACCUAAAGAACAAAAGAGACACCUCUACUUGCCACCCUAUUGGCCACGGAACACGGGAGGAUAUAUAGUUUACAUGGGGGAAGGUACUCUUUCAGAGCUCAUCCAGCCACAUAAAAUAUGUAAAGAGGUCUGUUAAUAUUGUACAUUUUAAAUAAACACCCCCACGCCAAAAAUUAAACAAGUAAAUAAGCAAACAAGUGAUUCUUAUAAGUGGGAGCUAAAUAAAUACCUAACUAAACAAAACCUGUGCAAAUACACACAACACACAAUGUGAUAAAAUUAUGAAAAAUAUAAUUUGUUGAAUAGUUGUAAGUAGAUUUAUCAUGUGGUUUAGGACUGUGCUAAAGACAUCUUUACAAUUUUUUUCCUUUUGUGUAUAGAAAUAAAACUAGUAGCUUACUUUAUAGUAAAAGCAUUUUAUAUUAAUUGUAGCACAUUUUUUUAGUUAUACAUAGGAUGUGUAAAAAAUACUGCCAAAUUUUUGUUUUUGUUU